AUGCAGAUCUUCGCCUACGUCGGCUACACUCUGGUGGACAUGGGCCAGCAAAGGUACAACGCGCAGCCUGCGGAGUGGACACCUGUGAUGUUCCCACGCUUCAACAGCUGCGGGGGCUGCCCAGAAGGCAACAAGACGGAUGAGCAGCUGGAGCAGUGCGUGCAUCCUUGUUUCAACCUCAGCUUCGUGAAGAGCUGGGAGUCCUUCAACAAAGAGAAUGGCUUCCAGACGCUCUAUUUGCCCUCGCGCCAGGGACCUGAAGGCGGCAUCGUCAACAUCAGCGCGCAGUGGUUGCCGGCGCCAAAGCGAUCCGAUGGCACCGAGCCCCCACGGGUCGUGGCUCUGCACGGGCUGGGUGCCAACAACAACCACUGCGGGGUACAGAUGACUUGCUUCCACCUGCGCUCCAUCGGUUUCAGCUGCCUUGCACCUUCGGCCCGAGACAAUGGCCUCAGCGGGGCGUCUUCGCACCCCAACGUGAUGUCCUGGCUCUACGAUUACCAGUAUGACCUUUUAGGCGCUUGGGAUUACGCGGUCAACGACCCCGACGGCAAGCUGGGCGGCAGCUUGCCACCGGCCAAGGUGGGCAUCAUGGGCUUCUCCAAGGGCGCCGCGGAGGCCGCCUUGGCCUUCGCCGCGGAGCCCCAGAUCCCGGGGGCGUGGCUGGACUCAGGCGCCUACAGCGGGCUCCAAGGGAGCAUCGAGGCCACCCUGGAGCCCUUCGUUGGUCCCGCCCUCGCGCCCAUCCUGACCAAGCCGAUUUUUGGCUCGGGCCAGUUCUUCUCGGGCGGCAGAAUCGAUGUGAUGGACCCCAUCGAAGAGCUCCGCAAACAGUGCCCCCGCCAGCGCCCCGUCAUGAUCUCACAGAGCAGCCUGGAUGACACCGUGCCCAUCAGAGAAGCGGAGAGAGCGGUGGUGGAGCUUUCAGGGCUGUUCGACUGCUACCGCGUCAGUGCCUACACGCCGCCGGAGUUUUGCAACGGUGCCCGCCACCACCAGGAGAUGUGGGAGUUCCCAGACGACACCCGCGUGAAGCAUUGCUCGUUCUGGAGCCGCGUCUUCGACCAGGAUCCGGCGCUGUGCCGCCUCAGCAGCCAGCCGAACUUCCAGACUUGGUCGCCGCCCUUCUAUUUGCCCCCCGGGAGCCCCACCGAGUGA
This is a messenger RNA of Effrenium voratum, 1158 nucleotides long. Lineage: Eukaryota; Dinophyceae; Suessiales; Symbiodiniaceae. The record is from the annotation of a GenBank genome assembly.